GCCCGGGGACAGGAGGCAGCCCGGAGACCUCUGGGAAACAGGAAGUCGAGAGGGUGGCGCGCCUGGGCUGUCUGCACCUCUCCACUACAAUUCCUAAGAGUCUGACCCGCUUGGCUCGUUAGCUGGACCAGGUUGUUUCCCGUGCAGCAUCCUGCUCACAGCACCAAGUUGGAGUCUGUCCUCUGAGGGCAGGGCCAGGGACUUUGUAGCUCCUGUGCAACAUCACUCUCCAUAAAUCUCAGUUGGCCAGCCUUCCACUUAAGAAGAGAAAGGAACAAAGUUUCCCCCCCUGGGAUCCUUCUCCCUGCCCAGUUCUCAGUCUGCAGAGGACCAAGGCCUGUACCAAGCAGGGAGCCCAGAGCCAGAGGGAAUGGCACCUGGGAGCCACAGACCCCCAUCCCAGGAGGUGGUGACAUUCAAAGACGUGGCUGUGGACUUCUCCCCAGAGGAGUGGGGUCUAUUGGACUGUUCUCAGAAAGAGCUGUACAAGGAUGUCAUGGUAGAAAAUGCUCAGAACUUACUCUCCCUGGGGCUUCCAGUUCCCAGAGAAUAUUUGAUCUCCCAUUUUGAGCAAGAAGGCCUGAGGAACUCCUGUUCAGAUUCAGAGACCAGGUUUGAUGUGAAGGAGUCAACUGCAAAGCUGAAAAUGACCUCAUGGAAUGACUAUUCUCAAUAUAGUCAGUACAGGGCUGGUCAUGCUGACCAUCAGAGAAUCCACACUGGAGAGAAACCUUAUGAAUGUAGUCAGUGUGGAAAGGCUUUCACCAACACAUCACAUCUUUUUAGGCAUCAGAGAAUGCACAGUGUAGUGAAACGUUAUGAAUGUGAUCAGUGUGGAAAGGUUUUCAGAUGCCUCUCCACUCUUUGUAAACAUCAGAUAAUCCACAGAGGAGGAAAACCAUAUGAAUGUGAUCAGUGUGGAAAGGCUUUCUCACAGAGGGUCCGUCUUGCUGUACAUGAGAGAAUCCACACUGGAGAGAAACCUUAUGAAUGUAAUCAAUGUGAAAAGACUUUCACAAGGAGCUCCAGCCUUGCUCGACAUCAGAGAAUCCAUACUGGAGAGAAACUUUAUGAAUGUAAUCAAUGUGGAAAGACUUUCACAAGGAGCUCCAGCCUUGCUCGACAUCAGAGAAUCCAUACUGGAGAGAAACUUUAUGAAUGUAAUCAAUGUGGAAAGACUUUCACAAGCAGCUCUGGUCUUGUUGGACAUCAGAGAAUCCACACUGGGGAGAAACCUUAUGAAUGUAAUCAGUGUGGAAAGGCUUUUGCACACAGGUCCAAUCUUGCUGUACAUGAGAGAAUCCACACUGGAGAGAAACCUUAUGAAUGUAAUCACUGUGGAAAGGCUUUCAGAUGCCUCUCCACUCUUUGUAAACAUCAGAUAAUCCACAGUGGAGAGAAACCUUAUGAAUGUAAUCAGUGUGGAAAGACUUUUAGAAUGAGCUUUUAUCUUGCUGCACAUCAGAGAAUCCAUACUGGACAGAAACCUUAUGAAUGUAAUCAGUGUGGCAUGGCUUUCUCACAGAGGGCCUAUCUUGCUGUACAUGAGAGAAUCCACACUGGAGAGAAACCUUAUGAAUGUAAUCAGUGUGGAAAGGCUUUUGCACAAAGGCCCAAUCUUGCUGUACAUGAGAGAAUCCACACUGGAGAGAAACCUUAUGAAUGUAAUCAAUGUGGAAAGGCUUUCAGAUGCCUCUCCACUCUUUGUAAACAUCAGAUAAUCCACAGCGGAGAGAAACCUUAUGAAUGUAAUCAGUGUGGCAUGGCUUUCUCACAGAGGGCCCAUCUUGCUGUACAUGAGAGAAUUCACACUGGAGAGAAACCUUAUGAAUGUAAUCAAUGUGGAAAGGCUUUCAGAUGCCGCUCCACUCUUUGUAAACAUCAGAUAAUCCACAGUGGAGAGAAACCUUAUGAAUGUAAUCAGUGUGGAAAGGCUUUCUCACAGAGGGUCCAUCUUGCUGUACAUGAGAGACUCCACACCGGAGAGAAACCUUAUGAAUGUCACAAAUGUGGUAAAGCUUUUACCCACCAGACUUCCCGUUACUUACAUCAGAGAAUCCACACUUGAGAGAAAUCUUAUGAGUGUCUAGAAUGUGAUAAAGAUUUUAAUAUACAUCCUUCCCUUACUGAACAUCAGGGAAUCAAUAUGAGGGGGAAAACCUCAUUAAUAUAAUAUAUGUGGAAAAGCAUUCAGGCUAAAGUCAUCUCUUAUUUCCCAUCAGUGAAUUCACAUGAGAUAGAAAUCAUAUUCUUCUUACAAAUGUGCAAAGGCAUUCAAAUGGACUACAGAGCUUGUUAGACGUCAGAAAUUUUAUCUUGUGAAUAAGCCCUAUGUGUACUCAGUGUGGGAAGGCCUUCAGCCAGAGAUGAUCUCUUACUUUGUAUCAGAGGAUUAAUAGUGCAUAGAAGACAUAUGAAUGUGUUCAAUGAGGAUCUGCCUUUUGCUGGAAGAUGUAGGUCACUAGACAUCACAAUAUUCACACUGGAAAGAAGCUAUAAUAGCAAGGAUUGUGGGAAGGCUUCACCAGGAGCUUAUACUUUUGUGUAUAUUGGAAAAAUCUUGCUGGAGAUAAAAUUUAUGGAUCUAAUUAAGGUGGGAAGACCAGUUCUUACAGCACAGAUCUCAUUAAACAUUGCAUAUUUUAUACUGCACAUAAACUCCUAAGAACAGAUAGAAUUUUUUCCUGAAAUCCUGAGGUUUCUCCUUACUCCAUAAUAUUUCAUGGCAUUCUGAUAAUAUUUUUUUUAGCCAUUCCCUACUUGAUUGAUACUUUUCUUUUCAUGGUGUUAUUUGGCACAAAAAGUCCUGGUAUAAAUAUUUUUGUAUCUAUUGGUCAUUCAUUUUUGUAAUGAUUUCUUUAGGUUGUGGGGUGGCAUAAUGGAUAGAGGGCUAUCCCUGAAUCCCAAGACCUGAGUUCAAAUUCUGUCUCUCUUGCUUACUUGCUGUGGACCCUUGACAAAUCACUUACCCUGUUCCUCCCUGAGUUUCCCCAUAUGUACCUACCUAGUAAUAGUACCUACCUCCAAGGGUCCAUGAGAAAAUCAAAGGAGACAAUUUUUAAAAAUUAAU
This is a messenger RNA of Phascolarctos cinereus (koala), 3070 nucleotides long. RefSeq lists its product as uncharacterized. Gene Ontology annotation, molecular function: RNA polymerase II cis-regulatory region sequence-specific DNA binding; DNA-binding transcription factor activity, RNA polymerase II-specific. Gene Ontology annotation, biological process: regulation of DNA-templated transcription. The record is from RefSeq and is a predicted model, not a curated record. Lineage: Eukaryota; Metazoa; Chordata; Mammalia; Diprotodontia; Phascolarctidae.